AUGGGACAAAUAUUAGACAAACCUGUAACCGAGAAAACAACACAUGUGGGCAGGAACGGAUAUGUCCAAUUUGCGUGUAGUAGUAUGCAAGGUUUCCGUUUGUCCAUGGAAGAUAGACACAACUUUUAUACGGAAUUACCUCGCUUUGCUCCUCCCAAAAUACAACAAGCAGUGGAGAGUGGAGAGGUGCAUUUAUCGUUUUUUGCAGUUUUUGACGGUCAUUCGGGGGAUACUUGCGCCGAGUUUCUCUCAAAGAAUCUAUUUAAACUCGUUCUUAAUGAAGAAGUAGAAAACAAUCCAAAUAUUACAGCUUGGAGUCUUUUAAAUUCGGACCAAAAUAUUGAACAAGGAUUUAUGAGAACAGAUGCAGAAUUUGAUAAAUCAUGUGCCGGAGUGGACGACAGUGGUUCCACAGCGACCACCUUAACUGUGAAGAGAAUUGGAAAAGACAAGUUAGAAGUUAUUUGUGCUAACACUGGGGAUUCUCGAACAAUAAUGCAUUACAAAGGAAAAACAGAACCGUUGAGCUAUGACCACAAACCACAUGUCAACAGUGAAAAAACUAGAAUUGCAAAAGCAAAAUCCUAUGUGGAAUUUGGAAGAGUAAAUGGAACCCUGGCUGUUUCAAGAGCUUUUGGAGACUUGACCUACAAGAAGUAUGAUAAACUGCCUCCAGAAGAGCAAGCAGUCAUUCCACUACCAGAAAUUAAGAGAGUAAUUCUUGAUUUAAAUGACACGAGUGAAUAUAAUUUUGCAAUGUUGGCAUGUGACGGUGUUUGGGAUGUUAUGUCCAAUGCUGAUGCCACCAACUUUGUGUUACAGCGAUUGUUGGAGCAAAAGAAUGGUACAUACAAGCGAUUGACAUAUCCAGGAGACCCUCCUCAACCUCCAAGUGAUCAUUCACACGAUGCCCCAGAAAAUCAUUCAUCUACCUCAGGUUUCAAGUUUGAUCUUGGUUCAAUCUGUGAGGAUGUCCUCGAUCAUGCAGUGAGAGGGCUUGACAGUAAGGACAAUGUCUCAGUUAUUAUUAUUCUCUUCCAAAAGGAUGACGAUUAUGUACCGCCACAACAAUCUUUUAAUCUUCCUCCAAAUCAUUUUGCUGCCUCAAUGCAAUAA
Messenger RNA from Naegleria fowleri, 1116 nucleotides. RefSeq lists its product as uncharacterized. The record is from RefSeq and is a predicted model, not a curated record. Gene Ontology annotation, biological process: protein dephosphorylation. The transcript has 2 exons. The coding region runs from base 1 to 1116 and encodes 371 amino acids. NCBI's taxonomy places the organism in Eukaryota, Heterolobosea, Eutetramitea, Acrasida, Naegleriidae. Gene Ontology annotation, molecular function: protein serine/threonine phosphatase activity.